AUGAAAGAUAUUGGCAAAGGUUUCGGAGAACUCGUCAUGAUAUUCUUUAUCAAUUCACUCAGUAUUCUUGUUAUGGGUUGGCCUAACUAUGUAUUAUUCGAUCCAACAUCAUGGGGAACAAACAGGAUAAGGUUUACCAGAACUGAUGGUGACUGGCUUAUAGCUUCGAUGCCAUUUGCAUUUGCUGCUUGUUUGCUUUAUCUUUGUUUUAGUGACCUUCUCAAAAUGCCUUACGCCCAUCAAGUUUAUAAUAUUUGUUUGGCAAUUUUUGCAAUCAUAGUUGGUAUUUUCAUUUCUUUUUGGUUUUAUUAUGAUACAAAUAUUGUGGGUUAUGGUUCUAUGACAAAUAUUAAAAAACAAAAAAUUCCUUUCAAAUGGUUAUCAUUAUGGAUGUACAAUUUGAAACAUAUGUUGAUGAAAAAUUAUGCUGCGGCUGGACUUUCAUCGGAAGGACAUUGGGCAUCUGCUGCACAUGAACCGUAUCUUAAGAAUUCUUCUAUAUAUACUAUCAAAGCUUUAGCAAAUUCUACUAUUGAAUCAUCAAAAUCAGCAGCUGAAACAUUUGGUAUUGAUAAAUAUUAUGCGUCAUCAGAAGAAUUAGCACAAGAUCCAGACAUUGAUACUGUCGUAGUAUCUGUCAAAGUUCCAUUACACAAACAACUCAUUACACCGGCGGUAUUACAAGGAAAAAAUGCCAUUGUUGAAUGGCCUCUUGCAAGAAAUCUACAGGAAGCAGAAGAACUUACUCAAUUAGCUCGUUCAAAAAACAUAAAAACAAUGGUAGGAUUACAGGCCCGUCAAUCUUCUGUUGUCAAGAAGAUGAAAGAGAUUAUUGAUUCUGGAAAACUUGGAAAGAUUUUAUCUACUCAUUUGUUUGCAUCAGGUUUAGCAUGGGGUGCUUCAAUUAAUGAGGAUAAUGCAUAUCUUGCUGAUAUUGAAAAUGGGGCAACUAUGAUUAGUAUACCUGGUGGACAUUCAUUAGAUGCAAUGUGUUACGUCUUCGGAGAGUUUGAAUCACUUACUGCAACGAUUCAUAAUGCAAGAAAAACUACUGAAAUUCGAGAUGGAAAGGGAAAUACAAUUCGUAGUGUACCGCUUACAUCUCAUGAUCAAAUGAGUGUUAGCGGAGUAUUAACUUCGGGAGCAUACGCAUCUGCUCAUUUUCGUGGUGGAAUACACAAAGGUACGAAUCUUCUAUGGGAAGUGGAAGGUACUCAUGGUGAACUACAAGUAAAAGGUCCAAGUGGACAUAUACAAAUGUCUUUUCCUACACUUCAUGCUAGUUUUGAUGGUGAAGAUAUGACAGAAAUCACAAUCGAAGAUGAACAUGCUACUCAUGUUAAUGUUGGCAGAGCAUACGAAGAAUUUGCAAAACCUGAUGGAGUAUAUCCUACCUGGGAAGAUGCUGUUAUUCGACAUCGAAUGAUAGAAGCUAUUUAUAAAAGCGCACAAACUGGUACGAAACAAACAUAUGAAACGACCUAUUCAGACACAAUAAUCUUCUAA
Molecule: messenger RNA, 1506 nt
Organism: Adineta steineri
Lineage: Eukaryota; Metazoa; Rotifera; Eurotatoria; Adinetida; Adinetidae
Source: the annotation of a GenBank genome assembly